AUGGCGCUGCUGGUGCGGGACCCUUUGGCUUCGCGGGCGCAGCUGUUUUUGUUGCCCGCCGGAGGCGGCUCGGUGCGCAGCCUCCUCCGUGAUCGAGCUGGGGCGUUGAAUAUUCCUGAAGAGAGUUUGUAUGUGAAAUGUAACGGACGACUGGUUAAUGAUGAAGACGCAUUGCAGAAUGGAGCUGUUUAUAGUUUGGAACCAAGACUUUGUGGUGGAAAAGGAGGGUUUGGGUCUAUGCUUCGAGCACUUGGUGCUCAGAUUGAAAAGACAACCAACAGAGAGGCUUGCCGAGAUCUCAGUGGGCGGAGGCUUCGAGAUGUCAAUCACGAAAAAGCGAUGGCCGAAUGGGUGAAGCAGCAAGCAGAACGGGAAGCAGAAAAAGAGCAAAGGCGCUUGGAAAGGCUGCAGCGGAAGCUGGCGGAGCCAAAGCACUGUUUCACAAGCACAGAAUACUGGCAGCAGUGUUAUGAAACGUCUGAGCGACUAGAAGAUUCAGUCCUUAAAGGAUUGCAGGCCACAUCAAGCAAAGUAGUGUCACCAGAAAGCGGCGGUAGUCGGAAGCGGCCAGGUGAAUUUGGAAAGGACGAAACAAAAUCUCGGAAAAGAAAAUGUUUUUGGCUGGGAUUGGAAGGAUUGGAUGAUUGUUCCAGUUCCGAUUCUGAGGAUGGCAGUGAAGAUGCUUCCCCUCAUGCAUCCGAUGAAAGUUGUCCGUCAGGCAGCAGAUCUAAUGAAAAAGCUGGAAGCUCCAGUGAAUGUUCUGGCGGCUCUGUGGGUUCAGUGGACAAUUGUCCAGCCACCAGCGUGAGUGAGGAACCUCUGGAGCAGCCAGAGGGUACUGGAAGAGAUCUGCAGGGAGAGACACACACAGGUGGGCACACUGAAAUUCCAGCUGAAGAAAACAGUAAAACGACAAAGCCCUUGAAGGAAGAGGCCCAAGAAAAGAGUGAAGUAACCCAAGCUCUGAAGGAAGGGGAACAAGAACAUGUUUCUCCUGAGGCACAGGGGACGAGCCAGUUACAGAGCAUGGAGGAGGAACCAGUAGACCUACUGGCAUUCAACUCUGCUGCUGAAAUGGAAGCCCUGGGAUUAGACAGACUGAAGAGGGAACUGAUGUCUUUAGGACUGAAAUGUGGAGGCACUUUAAAGGAAAGAGCGGCGAGGCUUUUUUCAGUGAGAGGUCUGUCUAGAGACCAGAUCGACCCUGCCUUAUUUGCGAAGCCCUCUAAGGGGAAAAAAAAAUGA
Molecule: messenger RNA, 1245 nt
Organism: Eurypyga helias (sunbittern)
Lineage: Eukaryota; Metazoa; Chordata; Aves; Eurypygiformes; Eurypygidae
Gene: SDE2
Product: SDE2 telomere maintenance homolog (S. pombe)
Exons: 7
Coding region: 1-1245 (414 amino acids)
Cellular component (GO): nucleus
Source: RefSeq, a predicted model, not a curated record